Molecule: messenger RNA, 762 nt
Organism: Cotesia congregata
Lineage: Eukaryota; Metazoa; Arthropoda; Insecta; Hymenoptera; Braconidae
Source: the annotation of a GenBank genome assembly
AUGUCAAACGCUCCUGUAAAAUCAAGUAUAGAAGACAAUGAGGUCGAUCUGCCCGCCAAUUAUGCAAAUAAUGAUCUUGUUAACUACGAUUUUUGUAAGCCAAAAAAAAGUAAUCUGAUCAUAAAUUUUGACACUCCCCAGCAUAAGUCCAUCCAACACAGCGUACUCCGAAUGUGGUCCAACGUUAUCACAAAUAACUCAUACUCUAAUUACUUAGAAACUUUAACUUCCGCAGAGCUGAGACUUUUCCACAGGCCUUGGUACUUUUUAGGUAAAUACGAAAGCUUGCCAACGAACCUCACUAUUUAUAGGUACAAAAAUGGGACUCGUAAUUACGUUAACUCCGUAAUCGUCGAGGCUGAUCACCAAGGAUGGAUCGUGAUUAACAUCACCAGUCUCGUUCAAUGGUGGAUUGAUCAUCCUGAGAUAAUUGGGGGCGUAAUGUGCACUACCUCUCCGAUGGAGAAUAAAGACAACUUGAUUGUAUUGUCCAUGCUAGACGAUAACGGAGGCUCUUACUCAAUUGGAGAGUUUGCUGUUGGCUAUUACAACAACCUCUUGAAUACGAAGAUGAACUUCCGGAGCAAUUUCAAGUACAAGAAAAAUUUUCCUCCAGGAUUUGACGCGAUUAAAAAUCCAGAUUUUUGUGAGAUGGCUUGCAAAACGAAUAACUUUUUCACCAACUUCAAAACAAUCGGGCCUAAGGAAUGGAUCAUCUCUACAGAUGGACUCUGCUGUAGAAUAUUUAUUGUGAUCCGAUAG